Molecule: messenger RNA, 888 nt
Organism: Gigantopelta aegis
Lineage: Eukaryota; Metazoa; Mollusca; Gastropoda; Neomphalida; Peltospiridae
Product: putative nuclease HARBI1
Exons: 3
Coding region: 1-888 (295 amino acids)
Source: RefSeq, a predicted model, not a curated record
AUGGACAUCGUCGCUUUAUUUCAAACUGCUCAGCAAGAGGCUGAUGAAAUGCAAGAAAGAAGACGGUUACGUAUAUUUAGGGACCGAUUUAACCCACUUGAGGAAUACUCAGAUGAGGAUUUUAUCGGUAGAUUUAGACUUAGUAAAGAUACUUUUGUGCAUCUAAUGGAAAUCAUCCGUUUGGAUAUAACCCACCCCACAAGGAGAAGCAGCGCGUUGACACCAGCAUUGCAGUUGAUCAUCACGGGAUUUUUUGACAUAGCGCAAAUGCCGGGAAUUUUUGGAGCUAUCGAUGGCACUCAUGUUCCGAUUAUCAACCCUGGUGGAGAUGAUGCUGCACGAUUUAUUAACAGGAAAGGUUGGUAUAGCCUAAACUGUCAGCUUGUCUGUGAUUCCAACCUGCUUUUCACUAACGUUGUUAGUCGAUGGUACGGGUCAGCCCACGAUUCCCGGAUUUUUGAAAAUUCCAUGCUACGUCAACAAUAUAGAGAUAGGACCAUUAGGGGGAUCCUGGUGGGCGAUCCAGCAUAUACAUGCACGUCAUUUCUUCUUACGCCAAUCAGGAAUGUCCAUACUGAAGCGGAAAGACGUUAUAACGUUACCCAACGUAGGACAAGGUCGGUGAUCGAAAGGGCAAUUGGAAUAUGGAAACGACGCUUUCCGUGUGUUGCAUUUGGCAAUCGACUUCGAUGUUCGCUACAGCACAACAUGGCUAUUGUGGUAGCUACAGUCUGCCUCCAUAACCUUGCCAGAGAGCGUAAUGAUCCGCUGCCUGGAGACGACGGUUCAGCUGAUGAAGAUGGACAACCUCAACAUGUAGCCAAUGAAGAGGUUGACGUGAGAGGAGAUGUAUUCAGGCAACGAUACAUAAGACAAAAUGUCACAUAA